CGCCCUCCGAAGCCACUUGACCUUAUACCACUACGCUGGCCCCUUUGCUCCUUUUCUCUACAUGCCAUUCUUGGCUAGAAUCCCAUGGAGACACUCAUCAAGGGCAUUCUUGCCCAACCGACAAUCCCACCUCAGGUCAAAAACGCUGCUAUUAUAAAACUUCUGUCAGGCACAGCUUCACUUUCGGAGGCUGACGCCUCGAUAUUACUUGAUUUCGCGAUGGAGUUAAGGACAACAUCUCGCAACCUCCUUGGGAUUCAAACAGGAGAUCGGGUCCUCACUGCUGUCAGUGUCACGCACCGUGAUCUCUUCUGGGCUCGGUUCAGUGCAGACUGGCUGGAAAGCCUGACUUCAGGAACAGUAACUAGUCAGGAUUAUCUCAGAGAUGUCUCGUUCAUAACAUCCAUCAUGAAGCGGAAAUUGGCCACGACCUUGAAUGAAGACGAUAAACUGGAUCUAGAAAAAGAGAUGGCUAUAUUACGGAGCUUUGCUGAAAAGAAAUGUAUUGAUGCUACACCACGACUUGACUAUCCUGUCCAGGUAUACAUUUUCGGUCCUACAUCCUUCAGCGAACAUGAAGUGAUCAUAAAUGUACAUGCUAAUGCAUUCAAGGUUGUUAGUCUGCAUUUAUUGCCAUGUUUGUAGCCCUGCCCUCUACGCGACCAUUGACGACAAGCAAAUACAUUGAGGUAGUUCACUAAAAAGAUAUAGUAUCAUUAGCAACAUCAUAAUGAAAGAAUUGAAGGAAAGAAAUCCUCCA
Messenger RNA from Lobosporangium transversale, 760 nucleotides. RefSeq lists its product as hypothetical. The record is from RefSeq and is a predicted model, not a curated record. The coding region runs from base 85 to 645 and encodes 186 amino acids. The transcript is spliced from 4 exons. Lineage: Eukaryota; Fungi; Mortierellomycota; Mortierellomycetes; Mortierellales; Mortierellaceae.